Molecule: messenger RNA, 525 nt
Organism: Cordyceps militaris CM01
Lineage: Eukaryota; Fungi; Ascomycota; Sordariomycetes; Hypocreales; Cordycipitaceae
Exons: 1
Coding region: 1-525 (174 amino acids)
Source: RefSeq, a predicted model, not a curated record
AUGGCGUCGCUCUGCCUGCACGUCGGCAUGACAAAGGACAUGCUUUGCGUCGCCAAGGCCAUGUCGCCCUUUUUCCGGCCCACGGGCGAGAUUGCCAACGGCACCUGCGCCGACGCCGUGGUCAAGACGGUGCAGGUCAUCUUCAAGUCGCUCAAGCCGGACAUGCGCCCGGUCCGAGAGCAAAUCAUUUGCCAGCACGUGGCGUUUAUCGACGUCUUGCCGUUUCCGACGCUCCGGCGCAAUGUCAUCAACAGCGGCGAGGCCAUUGACCUCACAGAGUUUUACCACGACUUGAUUGAUGGCUUGAUCUUCUGGGGCGGCACGGCGAAGAAGAGCACAGCGGGCUCGGCCGACGGUCAUGUCUCGGCGGGCACACCCUGGGAGAGCAGAAGUUGGGAGGCCAGGACGUGGUUCUUGCGCAAGUACUGGGCGCUUCUCGGGGGCGAGGAAGGGGAGCUUGUGCGCCAGAGUGAAUGGUGGCGAAACGUGAGAGGAGACGAUACAGAUCUGUGGUUGGAGGUUUGA